GCAACUCUUUUCAGCCGAAACUAUUUUUCCGGCUGAAACUCGCGUCGGCGCCAUGGCUGAACUCAAGUCUGCGUUGGCCCAGAAGGGCUCCCCCCGAAAGGGCAAGCGGGUUACCAUUGAGGCGCCCUUCAAGGCAGACGAGGAAGACCUGGAAUUGACAGUGAUCUCAGAGAUGCCGGGAGAGAUCAAGGUGCCCAAAACCUUGGAGAAAGAGUGUUAUCCGAAGGACCUGAAAGAGAAGAUGGAAAAGGAGAAGACGAGGUCAACCAGUCCAGAUCAAAAGACCUUGCAGGAGCAAGUGGAGCAACUGGAAACAGGCCUGGCCAAGUGCGUCGCUGACUUCCGGGCACAAGCCGAGGAGGUCUUGAUGCAACACUUGGACAGCUUGGAAGAGAUCCAGCAGUCCCACGACUUUGAGGUGGCAAAUUUGAUGGCCGAGAACAUGUUGCUGCGCGAGAAGUUGGGUUUGAAGUCCACAGAGCACGUGCAGUCGAUGAUGUUCCAGAACAUCGUGCCUGAGCCCAAGAAGAAGGCUGGACGGGGAAAUCGAGCCCAUGCCUUUCGGGAUGAUGAGGAUGACAAGGACGCCAAGAAGAACGCCAUUCCCGACCCCUCGGCUCUACCUCCACCGGCUGGACAUGGCGGCGCCGGGGGAGGACGCGGGACGGUGAGGAAGGGAGGUAAGAACCAGCCGCAGGGCAGCUGGCAAGCCUUCAUGGCCUGGGUGCCCUUGAGCUCCAGCAUGCAACAGGCGGAACCCUGGAAGCCCCUGCCACAGGGAGAGAUUGCUGCGUCCGGGCAGUCGCAAAAGUCCUCGCGGCAGGUGAUGAAGCGUCGGGAGCCCUCCGGGGAGCCGACGGCGAUUUUGCCCGGCACGCCGGACGAGCGGCCGCACAAGAAGGGCGAGGACGAUGAUUCCGAUUCCGAUAGUGGAAGCGCCCAGGCAGGUGAAGAACAGUUCGAGCUCUUGGAGUUGUGGCGAGCCUCUCAGAAACAGGCUAAGAAGAUGAAGAGAGGCAGUCAGGCUGAAACCGAAAGUUCCAUGCCCUUCCGGGAAGAGGAGGACGAAUACGAAGAACCUGUGGCGCACGGCUGGAUCUUAAACCCCGACUCCAACGCCCGGAUCUCCUGGGACCUGGGAAGUUUGGUGAUGGUCCUGUAUGACAUGGUGAUGAUCCCCAUGCAGGCCUACACGUUGCCGGAGAACAUUUUUUUGGACUUCAUGGAAUGGACCACCAGGCUCUUCUGGACCUUGGAUAUAUUAUGGUCUUGCUUUACUGGAGUGGUCAUGGCUGAUGGUUCAGUCGAGUAUGACAUUAAGAUCAUCUUGAAGCGCUACGCUAAGACGUGGCUUACCAUGGACCUGAUCAUUGUGUUGUCCGACUGGUCCGAAGUCGUGUUCUCUUCCGGAGGCGUGGCCAUGCUCAGCUUCGCGCGCACCACGCGCAUCGUCCGCAUCGUCCGCUUGCUGCGGCUGGUGCGGAUGCAAGAGAUCAUGGCGAAUGUGACCGAACGGAUUCAAUCAGAGACGCUGGGACCACUCUUGCAAGUGAGUAAGGUGCUCAUCAUCCUGUUGACCAUCAGCCACUUCACCGGUUGCCUUUGGUUCGCCAUCGGCGCCCGCGAGACCACGGAGGACACCUGGGUGAAGAGCCUGGGCUACAACAACGACACCGUGGACUCGCAAUACCUGGCGUCCCUGCACUGGGCAAUUGCACAGUUCAGCGGCGGUAUGGAUGAGAUCUCGCCGGCGUCGCCCUUGGAACGGCUUUUUGCCGUGGCGGUGCAGACCACGAUCUUCGUCAUCGCGCUGGUGAUGCUGGGCGUCUUCACAAGUGGUUUGACCCAGCAGUACAUCAUCGGCGGUUCCGGCGCCAGGCAGCUGGCGACCUUGAAGCGAUACUUGAAGCAGAACAACGUCUCAAAGGCGACCACCAAGCGCGUGUGCCGCAACGCCAAGCACGCCAUCAGCGGGGAUUUGACACCUGAGUCUGUGGAGCUUCUGCACGUGAUUUCGGAGCCGCUCAAGGUGGAGCUCUCCUUCGACAUGUACUCUCAAGUUCUGAUGUGGCACCCUUUCUUCCUGGAACUUCUGCAGGAGAACUCCCCCUUGAUGCGCCCCAUUUGUCACCGGGCGAUGUCGAUGUUGUUGCUCUCCAGCACGGACAUCAUCUUCAACCUGGGCGAGGAGCCAUCAGAGCCCAAGAUGUACAUCGUGGUCUCUGGCACCUUGGAGUACACGGACUCCUAUGGCGAGGUGACGGCCGUGGGCGAGAGGCGCCAUUUGGCGGAAGCGGUCCUGUGGACCAAUUGGAAGCAUCGGGGCACCUUGGCCGCCGUCAGUGACGUGAAGCUCGCCAUGCUCGACGCCCAGAACUUCCACGACCUGUGCCAGCGAUUUAUGCGAAGAAGUGAAGCGGCGCUCAAGAUCUUGGGAUACGCCACGCAGUUUAUCGAUGAGUUGAAUAAGAGUGAGUUUAAGAGCGAUUUGGACCAUUGACUGAGGAUGAGAUUCGCCUGAAAUACCAGAAGUUGCAGGCGAGACUGGAUUGAUGUGGAUCACAUGCUUUUCUUGAAGUGCC
This is a messenger RNA of Durusdinium trenchii, 2582 nucleotides long. NCBI's taxonomy places the organism in Eukaryota, Dinophyceae, Suessiales, Symbiodiniaceae. The record is from the annotation of a GenBank genome assembly.